Molecule: messenger RNA, 336 nt
Organism: Dentiscutata heterogama
Lineage: Eukaryota; Fungi; Glomeromycota; Glomeromycetes; Diversisporales; Gigasporaceae
Source: the annotation of a GenBank genome assembly
AUGACAUGGACUUCUGAAUUUGAUUGGAAACGCAGACAACCUAUGACUAAAGAAAUAAUUAAUAAAUUAGAUGAAUGGUUAGGUAUUUUAAAUAAAAAUUUUUAUGAUAAUUGUUAUAUUUCUUUUGACGAAAUUAAUGGUAUCUUUAUUGCUGAAAAUAUUGAAGAUGAAAUUGAGAAACAAUUUUCUGAGAGUAAUAAUAUCAAUGAAAAUUCACCUUUACCGGUAAUUGAAAGAACUAAAAUGAAGAAUAAAUAUAGAAGUAAACCUUAUGCUAUGUCGAAAAUAAUUGUUAGUAGAUCUGCUGAUAGUAUAGAAAUUCCAGAUGAUAUUUGA